AUGCUCUAGCGUCCCAGCCGUUUUCUCGUCAGAAGCUGCAGUAUUGCUCCCGACCUUGACCCCGAGCCCGUUAUUUGAAUGGUCUCAGAUCCUGUAAACAGCCGUAGUUAUUUAUGAAAUGAUAAUUUUUAAGUGUACUUAACAAAUUUUUCCCGCCGCUGAUGGGGCGGGGCCAUCAGCUAUCUAUUUUGUAAUUUCCAUUGGAAGUAUUUUGUAGUAAAUGGUCCGUAUUUCCUGUGGUGUACAAUAUUUCAAAACAAGUAAAAGCCCGGUUUUUUUUUUUUUUAAACUGGCUAAGUAAAUUCUAAAUUGAGUUUGCUUUUGAGACUGUAAAAGCUGUGAAAGUGGGGGUUUUUUGGUGUUUGUGUUCUGUGUGUGGCAUGCCUGAAUUUACAUGGGAAAUUUUGUGGCAGCUGUCUCUAGUCCACUGUCAACCCAGAUCAUAAACUGAGUUCAGAUCAGUGGUUUUUUUCCAUUUCCUAUGUUCCUGUCACACAUCAGGUACCUCAUAUGUAUCAUUUCUGGUGGACAAAAUGGCCCUGCAAGAUAGAUUUCACUGUCCCUGUUUCGGCAAAUCAAGAAAUGGCCUCAGGUUGAGUAACUUGCUCUGAGAGGCGGUGGCCGGUAGUGACAGCAGGGAUUCUAAUCCAGAUCCUUUUAUCUUCCCAAACCCUGUGCUUGAUCACUUUCCAAGGAACUGUGGUCAACUCAGUGAACCAGUCAGUACCUUCCUGAUCACAUAACCAGUAAUUAACAUGCUUAAUGGGGCCAGUGGAGCAAGAACGACCAAAGACUAAAUACUGAUUGCUUGAUGAUCUAACAUUUACCCAACUUCUUCAGUGCCUUUGGGUUUAUUAAGGUAAAACUCAUGUUUUCCGUGCAUUUCAAAUUGUUGGAGUAGCACAAAACAGGGUGCUCCUUGUCUUCCCUUUAAUGCAUGUUGUCACAGACAGGGAUUCUGCUGGCUUCAGAAGAGGGGGAAGCUUGUUUCACGUGUUUGAAUUAAAGCUUUGCAUAUGUGUUAUUGUAGGCAAGCUGUGAAAAGUGGUUGUGGUAGCCACAAACUGCUGUGCUUGUCUUUUUAAUCUUAAAAUGUUCUGGCUUUGAAAGUUGGGGAAAAGUACACAUUCUGCAUUUAUGCAUAUUAUAUGUUGGUAUUUUUUGAUUGUGAAAGUCCUAGCCAUUGUUAGUUGAUAAAAGGCUAGAAUUUGACCUUGUACCCUUAGGAAAUUGUAUUUGUAUUCCUGCAGGGGACAAGCGCGGAACAGGAUAAUCGAUUCAGCAACAAACAGAAGAAACUACUGAAGCAGCUGAAGUUUGCAGAAUGCCUAGAGAAAAAGGUGGACAUGGGAAAAGUAAAUUUGGAGGUCAUAAAGCCUUGGAUAACAAAACGAGUAACGGAAAUCCUUGGGUUUGAAGAUGAUGUUGUGAUUGAGUUUAUAUUCAACCAGCUGGAAGUGAAGGCCUGAACCAAAAUGGAAGUUAUUCCUUGCGUCUGAAGUAUAGCACCAUCACCUUAUUAGGUCACAGCAGAGUGAGUGCCCCAAUGUCGCUCUGACCCAACUCCCUUGAUGAUGCAGUGUGUGUUUGGAGGUGAGUUGUGUAAAGUGGCCGAACAUCAACAACAACAACAAACACAAACAGGAAAGAGCAAUUGGGUAAAACUGUACACUGCUCUUUAAAAACACUGUUAUGAGCUGGACAUUUAUAUAAAGCAUGAGGGGCAAUUCUGAUUGGUUUGGAUGUUUUUUAAAGGAACUGAAGUCUGAUUGUAGCUGCAUGUCAGCCAGUCGAUUACUCUUAGGCACUGGAUUUUUGUUUAUAGUUAAACUUCAGACAAAUAAAUUGGCAGCAUUGUUCUAGCCAGUUAAUGUAAUUGUUCCUUUGCUCAAACAUGAGACCAUGGUAAAAAUGCUGUUUAAAGGCAUUUUAUUCUAAGAUGCUUUGCUAUUUUGUCACGGCAACUGAAAGACAGUUAAGAUGUGCCAUGUGACCCUUUUGCAGCUAUGCUAAUGUGAAUUUACUUUUACAUUAAUCCUCUUCCCGAAGAGUUCGCCUCUUGUGUUUUGACAGAACAGUUGACAUUUCAACUGAUAAGGUAUUUCUAUUUUUAAGUAAUUUGGUGUUUACAUUUUAAAUAUUUGUAAAGAAUAAUCUUAAGAAAGCACUUCCUGUAAAGUAUAUAAAUGUUAUUUAGAAAGCCAGGAACAUGGGAGGAAAAUUUUGAAAUUAUAAUUAAAGAUAGAUUUUAUUGGAGAAAUGCUUUACUGAUUUGUGUUUUAGUGCGUUUUUUAAAACCUAAGUAGUAAUCCCCUUGUAGUGAGCAUGAGAUUAAAGUUUAGAACUUUUUAAACAAUCUUUUCCUUUUCUGUGGUUGUGUACUCAUUAUUGCUUGUUCGUCUUUUGCAAUUUAGAUAAAUGAUAUAACAUUAAACUCAAGGUGGUUGAGUUGCAGUAGGGAGUCGGAAGCCAGCCAAGGGACCAUCUUUCUCUACAGGGGACUUGGCGAUUCCAAAGCCCCAAGGUUCCAAGAAGAAACUGAAGACACCUGGAAUCUGUACUUGCUUUGUGCUGUUGAGCUGUGCUUGUCAUACGGACUUUGUUGCUUGACCAACAGAUGUAGUAUUUAAGAACCCAAAGGUUUUUGAGGAGUCUUGACCUCUUAGCCCUUUGUGGACAGUUAGAAUAGAAUUUGAGGCAUUGUUAUGAUAGAUUUUCCUUUUGUAGAAGUGAUGCUUUCAGUUUAGCCUUCAGAGUUACAGAAUGCAUGCAUAACUCCUUAGUUUUCUUGCCAGGGCAAUAGAUAAUUUAUAGAUGGCUGUCUGUCUAUAUUAAUAGAAAAGUGAAUAGUUAUUAAUGUACCUGUCCCAUUUCUCACUGGGGGAAAAUUUCUAGCCAAGUACUUUCUUUUCAGUAUGUGCAAAAAUUUGUGGGUAUCCCAUGAUGGCUUUUAGUUAACGUAUGUAAGGCCCACUAACAGCCACAUAGUCUAAAAAUACUUAGGAAAUCCACAGAGGAUUAACAAGCUGCUCUGAUGCUUUUGGUAGAGUGAGGGAGAGUUUGGCAAUCUGCUAGAGAUUGUAGUGUUGAGCUACUGUAGAUAUUUAAGCUAGUACAGAAUAUUUAUGUACUUAAGCCCCUAUGAUAGAAUUUUAAAAUACUAAUUUAAAUGCAGUUUUGGUGGAUUGGUUUGUUUCAAAGUGACCUGUAGUUCUUCCUGUCAUGUCUUUUUGCAGAAUCCAGACUCUAAAAUGAUGCAAAUCAACUUGACUGGGUUUUUGAAUGGAAAAAAUGCUAGAGAGUUUAUGGGAGAACUGUGGCCCCUGCUGUUAAGUGCACAAGAAAACAUCGCUGGGAUCCCCUCUGCUUUCUUAGAACUGAAGAAGGAAGAAAUAAAACAGAGACAGAUUGAACAAGAAAAAUUGGCGUCCAUGAAAAAACAAGAUGAAGACAAGGAUAAGAGGGAUAAGGAAGAAAAAGAAAUCAGCAGAGAAAAAAGGGAGCGGUCUCGAAGCCCGAGAAGACGCAAAUCCAGAUCUCCUUCCCCUAGAAGACGGUCCUCCCCUGUCAGGAGAGAGAGAAAGCGCAGUCAUUCUCGGUCUCCCCGCCACAGAACCAAGAGUCGGAGCCCUUCUCCUGCUCCAGAAAAGAAGGAGAAAACUCCAGAGCUCCCAGAACCUUCCAUGAAAGUCAAAGAACCCUCAGUCCAAGAAGCCACAUCUACUAGUGACAUACUGAAAGCUCCCAAGCCUGAACCUAUUCCAGAACCUAAAGAACCUUCUCCAGAAAAAAAUUCCAAAAAGGAAAAAGAGAAGACCAGAGCAAGAUCUCGAUCACGUUCCAAGUCAAGGUCACGGACACGGUCUCGCUCUCCUUCUCACACUCGACCUAGGCGGCGCCAUAGAUCCCGAUCGAGGUCCUACUCACCCAGGAGGCGGCCAAGCCCCAGGAGGCGACCAUCUCCUCGCAGAAGAACUCCCCCCAGACGAAUGCCACCUCCACCGAGGCACCGGCGGAGUAGGUCUCCAGUCAGACGAAGGCGGCGUUCGUCAGCCUCCUUGUCGGGGAGCAGUUCAUCAUCCUCUUCAUCUCGUUCCCGGUCACCUCCCAAGAAGCCCCCUAAGAGGACAUCCAGUCCCCCUCGAAAAACUCGCAGGUUGUCUCCUUCGACAAGUCCACCGAGGCGAAGGCACAGGCCGUCGCCUCCUGCAAGCCCACCCCCCAAAACUCGCCAUUCCCCGACACCCCAGCAGUCGAGCCGCACAAGGAAGAGCCGUGUCUCUGUGUCUCCAGGGAGGACUUCUGGGAAAGUGACAAAACAUAAAGGUCCUGAGAAAAGAGAGUCUCCUUCACCAGCACCAAAACCUAGGAAAGUUGAAUUAUCUGAAUCGGAAGAAGACAAAGGUGGCAGGAUGGCCGCAGCAGAUUCUGUGCAGCAGAGGCGUCAGUACAGACGGCAGAACCAGCAGUCUUCAUCUGACUCUGGCUCCUCUUCCUCCUCAGAAGAUGAGCGCCCCAAGAGAUCUCAUGUGAAGAAUGGUGAGGUAGGCAGGCGGCGGAGACAUUCACCUUCUAGGAGUGCCUCUCCCUCGCCUCGAAAGCGCCAGAAAGAGACCUCCCCUCGGAUGCAGAUGGGAAAACGAUGGCAAUCGCCAGUGACCAAAAGUGGUAGACGGAGGAGAAGUCCCUCCCCACCACCCACCAGAAGGCGGCGCUCUCCUUCUCCUGCUCCUCCUCCCCGUCGGCGCAGGUCUCCGACCCCACCACCACGACGAAGGACUCCGACUCCGCCCCCUCGCCGGCGCUCGCCUUCCCCACGGAGAUACUCCCCUCCAAUCCAGAGGAGAUACUCCCCGUCCCCACCGCCCAAGAGAAGGACGGCUUCUCCUCCACCCCUGCCAAAGCGCAGGGUGUCGCCGUCUCCACCGCCCAAGCCGAGAAGCUCCCCAGUAACCAAGAGACGGUCACCUUCCUUGUCAUCCAAGCCUAGGAAAGGCUCUUCCCCAGGCCGCUCUGCCCGGGAAGCCCGCUCACCACAGCCGAACAAGCGGCACUCGCCAUCCCCUCGGCCUCGCGCUCCUCAGCCCUCCUCCAGCCCCCCGCCUGCGCGGAGAGCACCGUCAUCUUCACCCCAAAGAAGGCAGUCUCCGUCUCCAAGUACUAGGCCCAUUAGGAGAGUCUCCCGGACUCCGGAACCUAAAAAGACAAAAAAGACUGCCUCUCCAAGCCCUCAGUCUGUAAGGAGGGUCUCCUCCUCCCGCUCUGCAUCUGGAUCCCCUGAGCCAGCAGCUCAAAAGCUCCCGGCCCCAUCGUCCCCUGUCCAGUCUCAGUCGCCCUCCACAAACUGGUCACCAGCGGUACCGGUCAAAAAGGCUAAGAGCCCGACCCCGAGCCCAUCGCCGGCAAGGAAUUCCGAUCAAGAAGGAGGUGGAAAGAAAAAGAAGAAAAAGAAGGACAAGAAACACAAAAAGGACAAGAAACACAAGAAGCACAAAAAACACAAGAAGGAGAAGGCUGCGGCCGCGGCUGCAUCUUCUGCUGUGAGCCCUGCCGCCACCGCCGCGGCCACGUCGGUGCAGGAGGAGGCAGAGGCAGCAGCGUCGGAGCCCAGGAAGGAGACAGAGAGUGAACCUGAGGAUAACCUUGAUGACCUGGAGAAGCACCUCCGGGAGAAGGCCCUGCGGUCCAUGCGCAAGGCGCAGGUGUCCCCACAGUCUUAGGUGGAAUGUUCCUUACGAUGUAAAUUUUAUUUGGUUUGUACGCAAUUCAAUUUCAAAAUUGCUAAAAUGUGUUUGAGCUUUAGACUAUAACAUUUGUUGUAAUAAUUGCUAGGUUGAAGUUCACCAUGUAAAAAAAGGGCAUGGAUUUACAUUGCAAAAGGUGUCCACAGUGUAUUAGUGACAUUCUUUCAUUGACAGCUGACAUAAAUUCAUUUAGAGUGAAAUAUUUUAAGCCAAAAAAAAUUCCCUUUUUAAAAAAGGGGGUUCAAAUACUGUUGGCAUUCUUAUGGUUCCUUUAAUUGCCCCUGGCUUUUCCAAAGGGGUUUUUCUCUCCCUCUUUUUUUUUUUUUUUUUUUAAUUUUUAUUUUUUUUUUCUCAUUUGAGUCUCUUAGCACUCAUUUUUAAGUUAUACUUCCAACCUCAUGGUUUGUGAGCUUACCCAGAAAUAAGACCACUGUUUAGAGAGAAGUGUACAUGAGUGUCUUAAUGCCACAAUCUUCCUCCCUUGUUGCCUGUGGAGUCUCUGCUGACGUGAAUCAGAAUUGGAGCUCUAAGAGACAGCAAGGAAAGCCGGUCCUCUGCCACUGUGGGUCUCUGUCCAUGUGGAACAAGUCGAUUUGGAACACUGGAAUUUCGUUCUGUUCUGUUCUAGGGUGUUCUUUUUUGUUUGUUUUUUCUCUUGUAAAGGCAGUUAACGAGUUCCAGGAAGGAUCCUUCAGUUACAUAAUUUUUUUUUUUUUUUUUUGUGAAUUGUCAUGGCUCCAUUCAUACUGUCUUGUUCUUCCACGUGGUACAUACAGCCUCAGAGUGCUGGUGUUGGGAAGGCUGGAAGGACUCGGACCUCGGACUUGGAAAUAGUGUCUUGGUUUCACUUUUUUUUUGUUUUGUUUGUUUGGUUGAUUUUUUUUUUAAACUAAAGCUAUAUAAAGCUUGUGGAUUAAACAAUAAAUUUCUAAA
Molecule: messenger RNA, 6677 nt
Organism: Ochotona curzoniae (black-lipped pika)
Lineage: Eukaryota; Metazoa; Chordata; Mammalia; Lagomorpha; Ochotonidae
Gene: SRRM1
Product: serine and arginine repetitive matrix 1
Exons: 17
Coding region: 3252-5720 (822 amino acids)
Biological process (GO): regulation of mRNA splicing, via spliceosome; mRNA processing
Cellular component (GO): spliceosomal complex
Molecular function (GO): RNA binding
Source: RefSeq, a predicted model, not a curated record